GCAGCAAUGGCGGCGGCGGGAGCGGCGGCGGGAGGAGCAGCGGGAGCGGUGGCGGCCCCGCCGCGGGGAAUCCGCGCCUGGCUGCGGAGCGCCUUCCGCUUCGCCACCGACCGCAACGACUUCCGCAGGAACCUGCUGGUGAACCUGGGGCUGUUUGCUGCCGGGGUGUGGGUGGCCCGGAACCUGACGGACAUCGACCUGAUGGCCCCGCAGCCCGUGCCAUAGCAGGGAAGGAGCCGGAGCUGCCGGAGCAGAGCUCGCCCUCCCACCAGGACUGGAUCCAUGGAGCUGCUCUGAUCCCUCUGGAGCUGCUCUGAUCCCCUCUGGAGCUGCUCUGACCCCACCUGGAGCUGCUCUGAUCCCUCUGGAGCUGCUCUGAUCCCUCUGGAGCUGCUCUGACCCCACCUGGAACAGCUCUGAUCCUUCCUGGAACAGCUCUGAUGCCAAGUGGAGCUUCUCUGAUUUCCCCUGGAGCUGCUCUGAUCCCUCUGGAGCAGCUCUGAUCAAUCUGGAGCAGCUCUGAUCCCUCUGGAACAGCUCUGAUCCCUUUGGAACAGCUCUGAUCCCACCUGGAGCACCUCUGACCCCACCUGGAACAGCUCUGAUCCUUCCUGGAACAGCUCUGAUGCCAAGUGGAGCUUCUCUGAUUUCCCCUGGAGCUGUUCUGAUCCCUCUGGAGCAGCUCUGGUCCCUCUGGAUCAGCUCUGGUCCCUCUGGAACAGCUCUGAUCCCACCUGGAGCUGCUCUGGUCCCCCCUGUCCUGCCUGGAGCAGUGACAAGGACAAAAGGUUUCAUGCUGAGAGGGAGAAUCGGUUUCCCAUGGAUUCAUUCCUUUGGGAAUUGUUCCUUCAAGGAAUUUCCUCCUGUACUCCUCACCCCCAGAUGUUUAUUAAAGUUUAAGGAGUAACAACACAA
Molecule: messenger RNA, 915 nt
Organism: Catharus ustulatus (Swainson's thrush)
Lineage: Eukaryota; Metazoa; Chordata; Aves; Passeriformes; Turdidae
Gene: TOMM6
Product: translocase of outer mitochondrial membrane 6
Exons: 3
Coding region: 7-225 (72 amino acids)
Cellular component (GO): mitochondrial outer membrane translocase complex
Source: RefSeq, a predicted model, not a curated record